Labeo rohita (rohu) is the source of this 1735-nucleotide messenger RNA. It is a transcript of the gene sting1, whose product is annotated as stimulator of interferon response cGAMP interactor 1. Gene Ontology annotation, biological process: reticulophagy; defense response to virus; activation of innate immune response. Bases 94 to 1284 code for a protein of 396 amino acids. Gene Ontology annotation, cellular component: endoplasmic reticulum membrane; autophagosome. Gene Ontology annotation, molecular function: 2',3'-cyclic GMP-AMP binding; cyclic-di-GMP binding. The record is from RefSeq and is a predicted model, not a curated record. NCBI's taxonomy places the organism in Eukaryota, Metazoa, Chordata, Actinopteri, Cypriniformes, Cyprinidae. The transcript has 7 exons.
CAACUAAUAAAGACAGAGCGAGAGAGAGAGAGAGAUCAGAAGAUUGCACGGAAAAGUAAAAACCAAAUCGGUCACAAUCAAAGCUAAUGUAAGAUGGACGCUCUGGUCCCCAGAGAGCGCAGCAGGCUGCCGAUGUUGUGUGCUGCAGGAGUGGGGCUUGUCAUGCUGCUGUCUGCUUGGCAGCUGGACUCUGACAGAUUCAGCGAGAGAGUUGGAAUGAUCGCUUUUUGCAUCACAGUAGAGGUGUUUAUUCACAGUGUGUUCUUGUUUGCAGAGGAGUGGCUCUUCCAUUCAAAGCAAAGGUAUCAUGGCAAAUUAAGUGAGAUCCUUCAGGCUUGUUUCAGAAGGCAUGUCGUUUUAGGAAUGUGUGCCGUAUUCCUCAUGCUAACGGUGGGUGGAGUUUCAUUCUCUGGAGAGCAGUGGAGCACCGUGGCCCUCAUGUGUGCCGUUUACCUGUUACUUAAAAGCUUGGGGGUUCUGAGCCCUGCUCCGGUUGAGAUCUCAGAAAUCUGUGAAAUGAAGAAGAUGAAUGUGGCACAUGGUCUGGCCUGGUCUUUCUAUAUCGGCUACCUCAAAUUUGUCCUUCCAGAUUUACAGAACAAGGUCAGCCAGUACUCCUCCACCAGGGGGAAACUAAGCUCUCCACGUCUACAUAUCCUUCUGCCCCUCAACGCCAAGGUUCCAUCCAAACCUGAAGAGGAGGACACUAAUGUGGUCUUCCACGAGAACCUUCCAGAACUGGUGCGGGACCAAGCAGGGGUGCGGAAACGUAGCUACAAGAACAGCGUCUACAAGAUCACCCAGGACAAUAAGACCUUCAGCUGUGUUCUGGAAUAUGCCACACCACUGCUGACGCUGUUUCAGAUGUCCCAUGAGAGCAGUGCAGGGUUUGGAGAAAGAGAACGAAAACAGCAGGUCCUGUUGUUCUACAGAACCCUCAGCCAAAUUUUGGACGAUUCUCUAGAGUGCCGGAACCGUUACCGGCUCGUCCUACUUAACGAUGAGCACACAGGUGACCCCCAUUACCUCUCCAGAGAGAUCAUCCAGCACCUGAAACAGCAGGAUGGAGAGAUCCACAUGGAUCCCAUCCAAGAGCAAGUGAAUGAAGUCCAUCCAGUUCCAGAAGAGGGUCCAACUGGGAGACUUAAUGGUGCGCAGCGUGCCGCUUUCCCAGAAGACCCAAUGAGCAGUGACCCCACCCUCAUGUUCAGCCAACCUCAUUCGUUAAGAUCUGAACCAGUGGAGACUACUGAUUACUUUAACCAGUCUAAUGCAAGAAAAUGAGAUUGAAUCAUGCUGUGCUGCGUGAGUUCUUGGUUGCUUGUGUUCAGUCUUCAAAUUAUUUAAUUGAAUUUGAUGUAAUAAUGACUCGUCUUUAUUACAUCACAAUGACUUGUCUUUUUCUGACCUUACAGACAAUUUCAGUUAGAAAUAUCUGACAAAAUAUCACCCAUGCCACAUUUACAGCUCAAGAGUGGCUAAUAAAUUUUACUAUAAUUUUUAUUUUAGUAUAUUUACUUUUUAAUAUUAUUGUUUUAUAAUAUUUUUUAUAGUUUGUGGUAAUAUUGUGAAUAUUGUGACUUUAUUUUUAUCAUUUCUGUUUUCAUUUUAGUUAAAGUUUUAAUCAUUUUUAUUUAGCCUCACUAUAUUACAAUUAAAUCUAAUCAUGACAAACUAUAUAUCGUUGGAAAAGUCUAAUACUCCUUAAUAGAUAAUUUUUUUACCACUGUUUUUU